AUGGCUAAUGAAAAGGACGCUGCCCGUGUGAAUCAGUAUGACUCCGCUACCUAUACCCGCAAGGGUCUCACCACUCGCGUUGUAAUUCGCGAAAAGCCCUUUAUUAAAUCGCGUACGCAGCGAUUGGUAGACUUUCUUCGCCCUUCCAUCCGCACGGGCUUUAACGUUGUGCAGGGAUUUGAGCUUGCGAAGGUGAUGGGCUGCGUGGUGUUGCCGGUCUUCAUGAUGCUCUAUUGGAAGCGUGUGCAGAAGGGACUUCCCGACCGCUGGGAGGGUCAAUUCAGCGGCCUGCAGCACAAACAACUGAAGGAGGAAGUCCAGCAGCAACAGGAACAGGAAACCGAUUAUUUCACAAUCAUCGAUACAUUUAAAGAGCGACGAGAGAAGGCGUUAAAGAAGAAACAGAUGGAAGUGAUGGGAGGAGAUGCAAACGCGGCAAAGACAGGUUGA
This is a messenger RNA of Trypanosoma theileri, 450 nucleotides long. RefSeq lists its product as uncharacterized. The transcript has a single exon. Bases 1 to 450 code for a protein of 149 amino acids. NCBI's taxonomy places the organism in Eukaryota, Euglenozoa, Kinetoplastea, Trypanosomatida, Trypanosomatidae. The record is from RefSeq and is a predicted model, not a curated record.